AUGGCUGUCACGGACCCUCUGGUCUAUCCUACCAAGUUCACGGUGUCUGUGUCAGGGAUGUGCGUCAGCAUCUCCUGGAUCCUGCCCCUUGCAUACAGCGGUGCCGUGUUCUACACAGGUGUCUAUGAUGAUGGGCUGGAGGAAUUAUCUCGUGCCCUCAACUGUGUAGGAGGGUGUCAUCCUGUUCUAAAUCAAUUUUGGAUGUUGAUAGAUUUGUUAUUGUUCUGCACACCUACGUUUGUUAUGAUGAUUCUGUACAGUAAUAUUUUUCUUGUGGCUAGAAAACAGGCUAUAAAGAUUGAGAACAUCGGUAGCCAAGCAGAAGCAUCAGGGACAUACAAAAUCAGUGUGAGUAAGAGAGAGAGAAAAGCUGCUAAAACCCUGGGUAUCACGGUGAUAGCAUUUUUGAUCUCGUGGUUACCGUAUAUCAUUGAUUCAUUCAUUGAUUCUUUUGGGGGAUUCAUAACACCUUCAUAUGUUUAUGAGAUAUUUUGCUGGUUUGGUUAUUAUAACUCUGCUGUAAAUCCUUUGAUUUAUGGUUUAUUUUACCCUUGGUUUAGGAGAGCAAUAAAACUCAUUAUAAGUGGUCAAGUUUUAAAAGAUAGUUCAUCAACUAUAAAUUUAUUUUCUAAAAAACCCUAA
This is a messenger RNA of Ailuropoda melanoleuca (giant panda), 642 nucleotides long. RefSeq names its product trace amine-associated receptor 6-like. The coding region runs from base 1 to 642 and encodes 213 amino acids. The record is from RefSeq and is a predicted model, not a curated record. NCBI's taxonomy places the organism in Eukaryota, Metazoa, Chordata, Mammalia, Carnivora, Ursidae. The transcript has a single exon. Gene Ontology annotation, molecular function: trace-amine receptor activity. Gene Ontology annotation, biological process: G protein-coupled receptor signaling pathway. Gene Ontology annotation, cellular component: membrane.